AAUCAUGCAUCGCACCUCACAACUUACAAUCGCGCAAUGCGUGCCUCGCAGAUGCGGUGAUCUACAGCACACAUCGCAAUGGACUGGAUCACGUCGAAUGCGGCUUACUCGCCAGAGCUGGAACAUUGCUCCGAGAUCUUAAAGGCGUUCGAUAUCUUCCAGGACUCUUUGCUAUCCGACACGACCUCGAUCUGCUUUUUGAAGGCAGACGAGCAGAGCAGCAGGCUAGAGAAAGGGAUCCUUAACGAGGCUGAGUUGAGUUCGGCCUUAGAAAAAGAACAAUUGAGCCAUGGAUCAGUAUUCUUCUUCAUCAACAAGUAUUUAGUAAAGGAUCGCAACGCCCCUCUCCCCCAUGAUUCGAACAAACUACGAGUAUCCCAGCGUGCGUUUCAACGCCUCAGCCUCCACUAUAGCAUUCCACCUUCGUUUACUUUCGCGCUCUCAAGGUACUAUCUUCCAACGGGUCGGGGAAUGCGCGAAUAUGCGGACUCUUCCGCUGGAAGAUUUAUAAAUAUCUGGUAUCUUCUUCCAGUCAGGGUGCAAGUACCUUGUAGCAAUAAUUACCGAGAGAACGCGCCCGGUAAAGAGAGCAGCAACGCGAUGAACCCAUUCAAUCCUUUACACCUGCCGCGUCCGAAUGUCGACAUCAGAGGGUCGUUCAUUGCAGUUACACUCCGCGUAUCGAAAACAACCGGCUCCUCCACAUGUGUUAUUCUCAACAUGAUGCAUGGGGGAUGGCCUAAGGUGGUGGAAGAGCCGCAAAAGAGAAUUGCCGAAAGCAUCCGGAGCAGGCAGAAAACACCGAAUCCUGAGACGUUGUCCUUCGCACACCUUAUUUAUCUCACCAGUGCAUUGCGAUGGUGGACAAACGUUCUUCACAGCGUCAACGAGCAGCUCAUAGCUUAUGAAGCAACGCUGCAAGAGGAGAUGGGCUCCAAUAAGGACACAUCCGACGAUGUAUCGGCGAGACUCAAUAGGGCACUUCAUUCUAUCGACGCGCACUUGCAUCGAUAUCGAUCUGAGCUGAGCAGCAUGGAAGGUAUCACGCUCGACUUGGCUUCGCAUUAUGCCACCAUCUGCGAUGGGGAUACCGCCAACAAGGUUUCUCAAGACUUCAGCCAGGUGCUGUCUCAGAUCCAAGCGACUAGCACCUUUGCGAAAGAGCUAGAGAAGAAGAUCCAGAAUAUCCUCGCUCUGUUGUUCAAUCGCAUACAGACCAGCAGCGAUCAACUACUCGUCGAAAAUGGGAGGGCUAUGCAUCAAAUCCUCCGCGCUACUCAAGAUGAGGCUCGAAUGACCCACAAAAUGGCCGAUGAGCAGAUGCAACUGGCUGAAGAGAUGAAGAAAGACAGCGUAGCGAUGAAAACUAUCGCCGUCGUCACAAUGUUCUUUCUCCCUGGUGCUUCUUUCGCGGCUCUUCUAUCAAUGCCCUUCUUCGACGAUAAUGCAUGGUUGGCCCAGACUUCGCGUUUGUGGGUCUGGCUCAUCCUUACCAUACCGUCGACGCUUCUUGCGUUCGCAUUCUAUAUGUACUGGAGAAAGCGGGAGGAACGGAGGCGGAGUGAUGCUCAAGUUUAAGCCUGACGAAUCCGGCAAAGCGUAUAACCUACUACAUUAGCCCAUCCUAGCAAUGAAAAACCAUGUUGACUUGUUCGGUAGUCAGCAUAUUGCAUGAGCGGUUGGUAUGAUUUUACAGGAAUAUACUUACUUCUAUUAUAA
Molecule: messenger RNA, 1719 nt
Organism: Trematosphaeria pertusa
Lineage: Eukaryota; Fungi; Ascomycota; Dothideomycetes; Pleosporales; Trematosphaeriaceae
Exons: 8
Coding region: 79-1578 (499 amino acids)
Source: RefSeq, a predicted model, not a curated record